UUAUUUUUAAUGCUGCUUGUAAAGCGAACCUGUGUCGGGCAGCACGAGUGUGCUCCUGGCAGUGCUUUAAGCUGAUGGAUUCUGAUUGUGUGUCCCCCAACGCUAACAGCUGCCGAGGCGAAAUCGGCUCUGACUUGCCUGAAGUUUUAAUACGUGCUUUUACCGGCAGAUGGUACUUUAACUUAAAUAAACCCAUAUUUGCAUACAACGAAGUCAUGUGUAAUGGCUUCCGUGCUCCGAAGAGCCAAAGGGAAUUUUGCCAUUUACUUCAAGAUUGCUCCUGUUGCUCUGUUUUUGUGAUAUGCAGGUCUUAACUAGACUGUCAGGGCUUAGGGGUUGCGGAACUCUGGUAGUACUGGAACAAAAUGAAGCUGGGAUUGUUCUGCUCAGAAGUUUUGACUGGAAUGAUGGUCUAUUUGAUGUGACGUGGAGUGAGAAUAAUGAACAUGUGCUCAUCACUUCUAGUGGGGAUGGAUCUCUGCAAAUCUGGGAUACAGCUAAAACCACAGGUCCACUGCAAGUCUAUAAAGAGCACACUCAGGAGGCAUAUAGUGUUGACUGGAGCCAAACUAGAGGAGAACAGCUAGUGGUGUCUGGUUCAUGGGAUCAAACAGCCAAACUGUGGGAUCCAGCUGUGGGGAAGUCAUUAUGCACUUUUAAAGGCCACGAAGGGGUCAUUUACAGUACUAUAUGGUCUCCACACAUCCCAGGUUGUUUUGCAUCUGCCUCAGGUGACCAGACUUUAAGAGUUUGGGAUGUGAAAGCCCCAGGAGUCAAACUCGUGAUUCCAGCCCACCAUGCUGAGAUCUUGAGCUGUGACUGGUGCAAGUACGAUGAGAACUUGCUGGUAACUGGUGCAGUUGACUGUAGUUUGAAAGGAUGGGACUUGCGGAACGUCCGGCAACCAGUGUUCGUCCUGCUUGGUCAUACCUAUGCUGUCAGAAGAGUGAAAUUUUCACCAUUCCAUGCAACUUUAUUGGCCUCUUGCUCCUAUGACUUUACUGUAAGAUUUUGGGACUUUUCCAAGCCUAACCCUUUGCUGGAAACUGUUGAGCAUCAUACAGAAUUUACAUGUGGACUAGAUUUGAGCCUUCACAACUGUGGUCAGGUAGGAGAUGUGGUGGUGGACUGUGCUUGGGAUGAAUUAGUCAAGAUCUAUACUCCAUCGUGUCUGGCAGUUGCUGUCUAGAGAGAAGGUGAAGAAGAUCUGACACACUGGGAAUCCUUCUCUCCAACCAGACUUGCACUAAAUGUCAAUUGUGUCACUAAUCCUCAUGUCCCUUUUAAAUUAAAAGUCUGUUUUAACUGAAAGUGUUGUGCACUUGAGAAUUUGGAAAUUUUUGAACUUGUUCUACUGUACAGGCAGUACUUGAGUCAGCAGAAUGUUCAACAGCUACUGGAUGGUUGAAGAGUUGCAGUAGCAGAUACUAGCCGGUGUCUUCAGAGUAAAAUCACUGACACAAUUUUGUGAGCUCAUGAUCUGGCUGAUGAUGAGAGAAGACGCCUGAAUUUUCUUGAUCCUUAUAAAGAAUAAAAGUAGCUGGCAGUAUAUUUUUAGAUAACUGUCACUGUAAAAAUAAAAAAGUGACUUUUCACUGUAAAGUACUGUAAUGGCAACCUGAGGCUUGUAUCACUCGGAUUGAUAUUGAUAUGCUCUGCUGUGAUUCACAUUGCAUUAUUUUCUUAUGCAGUAUGACAAAUACUCUUGAUAGACAGUAAAUGUCAUACUUUAUAGUCAGUUGAUUCCUUUGACCUUUUUGAUUGCUGCAUCACAAAGACGGUAAAGAUUUUUUCUUUUCACUUGGGUCUUCUUGAGUAAAACACUUGAUGAAGUCAUGCAGAAAGAUACUGAGAUGAUGGAAAAUACGAUUAGGGGAAAAAAGAAAUACAUACAAAACUCAUUGGAUCAAAAUCCUCAAAAUUUAGAGUUAGGACUACCCUGUAUUAUCUUAGGCUUGUCUUCUGUUUUCAAUUAGAAAGUUUGUUCCAGAGGGUAAAAGAGGAAUGUGGCUCUGUGUGCAGGCUUCCUGGACAUCUGCCAAGAGGAAAAGUGAGAGCUUAUGUCCAAACCAGCUGAACCUAUGUACAAGCUGAUUAACUGUAUAGCAUAAGCACAGGAAGUCCAGCGUGGCCAAGUUGUUAUCAGACUUACUGCAACCAACGAUAUAGUUGCCCAACAUGUUUUAGGUAUGUUGGGUACUUUUCAUGCCCACAUUGACUCCUCAGUCCACAUGCUGAUAUUUUCAUUUGAGUUUUUCUGGGGCAAGCAGAGGAGUUUGUUUUUUAAGCUUUUCCAAUCUCCUUUGAAUACUUUUUCACUUAAGUCUCCAACAGUGAUACUCCUGUAAUCCUGUCUAUGUAUUUUCUCUCUUGGCUUCCCGCUAGCCCUGUUUUUUUACCUUCUUAAAGUUGUCUCAUUUCUGCUGCUACCCCUUACCCUCAGCCUUACCACUGAAAGACUUUUUGCAGAUGCCCGAUCUUUGAUCAGUCCUUUUAUAGAGUACUGUUAAUGAAUGCUAGGGCUGUGCAAUUCUAGGCUGCACCACUCAUACAUCAAGCAAUAGCAGACACUGCCAGAUCUGCUGCAUGCUUUGAAGAAAUGAAAGAAAGAAUUGCAAUUUGCAAGGAAAGAUAAGCUAUGCUAUCUUGGAGAGCGAGCCUGGGAACUAGUAAGUAGCCACAGGGAGAUAUAGAUAGAUAAGAUGUUAGGGUAAGAAAGAAAGAAAGAAGCUAUCUUUCACAACCUGAGAAUUUGGAUCCUGACAGGUUCUUGUGUUUUCCUGGAUCAGCACGGACUGACACAAGAAUGCCAUCCUCUCGAGCUGAAUUGAAAAAGGAAAAGUGGACUUUACUUUUUCAUGAGUGUAGUGCACCAACUUCCAAAUGUUUACCUCACUUUAAUUCUAUGUGCUAAGGAAUGAUGAAACCAUAAAGCUAUGCUGCAUACAGCUUGCAUCAAUACCAUGGGCCAUAAAAUCUAAUUCAACCUUAAUAGUCACUCCACUUUUCUGCUCUGUCUCCCCUUUCUACUUAGAAUAUAAGUUGCUUGUUUGAGUGGAUGGGCAAUUUUGGUGGUGGGUAUGUAUCCUAUAUGUAUGUUUGAGGGGGUGGGGAGGGGUAUUUCCCGAAUCUUGCUGUAGUGUAUCUAGUGAGAAGAUAAAUUUAGAAAUGGGGAUAAAAACAAUCACAGUUCCUAACACGCACAUCCAACACAUGGAUUAAACCUUUCUUGGCUGCCUUCUCUCCCCCUCAUGUCCUGGUUAGCUUCUAUGUUGAGGGUCGCUGAUUCCAGAUUUUACUCUCUUGAAAAAUGAGUGUAUCCAGAAGAUGAGCAUAGUAAAUAAAAGCCAUUGUCUUUAAUCCUACUGUGUGAUUUUAAAUGGAGAGAACGUGCUUGAACAGCUCUGCACUGUGAUGAAAAAAAAAUGAUCUGUCAAUAAUUGUUGCUUCUUAUUUCUCAGGGAAUGUUUGAUACAUAUGAUUGUUUUAAAGAAACAGUUUUAUUUUAUGACCACAAUACUAGUUUCUCAUCUUUUUUCAUUUACAGAAACAGGCCUUUAAAUACAAAAAUCUUUGACAUUUUGUGUGUUCUACUUUUAAAUUUGUUCUUUUUGAAGACUGUUGUAUGGGGGUUCAUGUGUUUCUCCAUGGUUCAAGAAACUCUUUGAUUAGUCAUGUUUUGAAGGAGUGGAUUUGUUGUUCUACUCUACUAUUAAAUUAAUUGCACACAA
Molecule: messenger RNA, 3731 nt
Organism: Dromaius novaehollandiae (emu)
Lineage: Eukaryota; Metazoa; Chordata; Aves; Casuariiformes; Dromaiidae
Gene: PEX7
Product: peroxisomal biogenesis factor 7
Exons: 10
Coding region: 302-1189 (295 amino acids)
Biological process (GO): protein import into peroxisome matrix
Cellular component (GO): cytosol; peroxisomal matrix
Molecular function (GO): protein binding
Source: RefSeq, a predicted model, not a curated record